AUGAGCAGUUGCGAUAUAAAAGCUUUGGAGUGCUGUAGUGCAAAAUAUACGGCCCGUGUGUGUGCUGCUAGCAAGAAGGGUGGGGUGGUACAAAUAAUUUGGACAGCCUUCAGACUGGACGACUCAUUCUCAUCAUUUGCUGGGCCCGACGGAGGGCUUACAGGCUGGUUCACGCCGAACGAGGAUACUGCGAGCGUCAUCUGGCCGGAGUACUCGGUAUCUCCUCCGACCGCGUCCGGACCAGGUAUUCUUCUCCAGGCGCCAGUUGCUCAAUCCGCUGCACGUCCCAUCAUCCGCUCCUUUGAGUCGAAGAACAGUUCUUCUUUGUCUCCGAGUCCGUCGUCAGUUUCAGGUCUUGGACAGGAUCUGUUCAAGAUGGAAAGAAGCAGGCAGUCAGCAAGGGAGUGCAGGGCCAGGAAGAAACUGCGUUACCAAUAUCUUGAAGAACUUGUGUCUGGCCGAGAACGUGCAAUAGCUGCUUUAAGAAAUGAAUUAGACUUGUACCGAAAAUUUGCCAAGGAAAUCGAUGAAGGCAGAAUGCCAGAAGGAAUGACUGAACUGAUUCAGAAAACUCAUGCACCCGAUGACGCCCUCAAAUUCAUGGGGAGAAUUCGGCUUGGAGCUGAUUAAGGUACCAUACGUUACUUGAGAAAACGAAAUUGGAUGUU
Molecule: messenger RNA, 668 nt
Organism: Notodromas monacha
Lineage: Eukaryota; Metazoa; Arthropoda; Ostracoda; Podocopida; Cyprididae
Source: the annotation of a GenBank genome assembly